Molecule: messenger RNA, 867 nt
Organism: Rhodotorula toruloides NP11
Lineage: Eukaryota; Fungi; Basidiomycota; Microbotryomycetes; Sporidiobolales; Sporidiobolaceae
Exons: 2
Coding region: 1-867 (288 amino acids)
Source: RefSeq, a predicted model, not a curated record
AUGACGAGAGCUCGAGGUGGCCAAGGGGAGAACCGCCGCACGCGACCUCUUCCUCUUGCGCCCUCACCGCUCACCGCUUCACACCGCUCAGACUGGCUCAGCAGUGACAUACACAGCUACAUAGAAACUGCAGCUACAACCUACAACAACCCGCACCGCCCACGGAGCAGUACCAGCCCCGAAUCUCUCCCACGCAUACUCCAUCUCCCCAACGACCCCCGAACAGCCCUCUCGCGCGCCAUGAGCUCGUACGGCCUCUCCGUUCUCCCCUCGCUGAGCUCUCCUCGCCGACCCUCAUCCGUCCCCUCCUCGCCGCUCCUCUCGCACCCACACUCCUCCUCCGCCUCGUCUUUCUUCUCGCCUCCCGAACGCACAAUCUCCCCCAUCGCCGGAACGAGCGACAACGAAGACGACGACGCGCGCGGCGGUUCGAGGCGCGACUCGAGUUCCAGCUCGUCGUCGGACGAAGACAGGGCGCGCGUGAUGGGGCCGGACCUUUCGCGCCUCACGCCCCGCUCGGCUGUCCCUUCCUCACCUAAGCGUGCGCCUGGUCCGUCCGCUCCGAGCUUCACACGCUCAACCUCGUCGCCGGACCCGAACACCUCCGCCUCGGCGCAGGAAGACUCGGACGACGACUCCGAAGCGCCCAUCACGCCUCUCCCGCGCUCGCUCCCCCGUCCAAAGACCAAGCUCGACCGCGAGAGGGAACGCGCGAAUGGGUUUAGUUCCGGAGGACAGAAGCGCGAGGGGUUGGGGACAAAGUUGGCGCGCAAGAGGGCUGACUCGCUCAAGUGGGCCAAGUAUGCGAACGUCGGGACGUUCCAGGUCGAGCUUGGGUUGAGCAACGACGAGUUGAGGAGGUCGUGA